Messenger RNA from Endocarpon pusillum Z07020, 1293 nucleotides. RefSeq lists its product as uncharacterized. The transcript has 2 exons. NCBI's taxonomy places the organism in Eukaryota, Fungi, Ascomycota, Eurotiomycetes, Verrucariales, Verrucariaceae. The record is from RefSeq and is a predicted model, not a curated record. The coding region runs from base 1 to 1293 and encodes 430 amino acids.
AUGCCGCAGCCGACACAGUCGCAUCGUGGUAAUUAUGAGAUUAUAUUGGUUGUACUAAAACGUCGCUCGACAAUUCUCUUCACCACUCUCUUGCUGGGAAUAGCGCUUUUCGUGUGGUAUCGUGUGCCACACCGUGCGUUGAUUCCAUCAUCUCCUGAUUUGAACCAUAUAAAGGAGCGAAAGAAGGUGUUCGAUGGGACAUGGGACUAUAACAGAGACCAAGACAACCUGAUGCUCGAUUCAUCCCAAUGCGAGCAGGCUUUCCCAGGUCUUUUCGAGGAGAUAACGCGGCCAAAGGAAGACAGAUUGCUUCGGCGGAUAUCUUUCGAUGAGAUUGAUUCUAUAACACCCCGAAACGGAUACAUUCGUGCUAUGAUCUAUGACCAGCAGCUUUACGUCAUUGCUAUUCAAGGAAGUAUAUACUCUCGGGGGAUUGCUACGCUUCAAGCUCUGCAUCGAGCCAUUGUUUCCUCGCCCGAGCGGCUUCCUAAUAUCGAAUUCGCCUUCAACACAGAUGAUCGAAUAGAGUCUGUUCCAUUGUGGGGAUAUGCUCGACGCGCGGAAGAUACCAAUAUCUGGCUUAUUCCGGACUUUGGCUUUUGGUCCUGGCCCGAGACAAAAGUUGGCAGUAUGAAAGAAGUCCAGAUGAAAGCCGCGUGGGAGGAACGCAUGGAGGGAUGGUCGUGGGGCAGGAAGUUUCAGAAACUGCUGUGGCGAGGUGCGACAAUGGACCUGCCACUGCGAGAAAAGCUCAUCGAGGUCACCCAGGACCAGCCCUGGGCAGAUGUGAAGGCUCUGAAGUGGAAAGACAAAGACAGCAUGACUCAUGAUCUUAAAUCUAUGCCAGAACACUGUCAAUACAAGUACCUGGCACACACAGAGGGCAAUUCCUACUCAGGCCGGCUCAAAUACCUCCAGAGUUGUACGAGUGUUAUCGUUGCACACAAGAUGGACUGGAUCCAGCAUCAUCAACCACUAAUGCGGUCAACGGGGCCUGAGCAAAAUUACGUCGAAGUUGACCGCGACUUCAAAGAUCUGGGCGAAAAGAUCAGCUGGCUUGAAGAACAUGACGAUGAAGCCCAACAGAUUGCAUUAAACAACAUGAGGACUUUCCGUCAGCGUUAUUUGACACCAGCUGCCGAAGUCUGCUACUGGCGCCAGCUGUUCCAUAGCUGGGCAGAGGUCAGCUUUGAGCCCGACUUUUUCAAGGAAGAGAAUGGUAAAAAGGUCUGGCGUGGUCUUCCCGUGGAAUCAUUUCUGCUGGAGAAGAGACUGGAGUGGGAUCCUUACUAA